AUGGCCGAGAAAGCUAUCACUAUCAGAACCAGAAAAUUCCUCACCAAUCGUCUCCUUUCCCGAAAGCAAUUCGUUGUUGAAGCUAAUCAUCCAGGGAAACCAAAUGUUUCUAGGGCUGAGCUUAAGGAAAAGCUGGCAACUAUGUAUAAUGUGAAGGACACUAACACUGUGUUUGUCUUCCAAUUCAAAACACAUUUUGGAGGUGGAAAAUCCACUGGUUUUGGCUUGAUUUAUGAUUCGGUUGAGAGUGCCAAGAAAUACGAGCCCAAGUAUAGACUUAUCAGGAACGGUCUUGACACCAAAGUAGAGAAGUCAAGGAAGCAAAUGAAGGAGAGAAAGAAUAGAGCCAAGAAGAUCCGUGGUGUUAAAAAGACCAAGGCUUCUGAUGCUGCUAAGGGUGGAAAGAAGAAAUAA
Vicia faba (fava bean) is the source of this 414-nucleotide messenger RNA. Lineage: Eukaryota; Viridiplantae; Streptophyta; Magnoliopsida; Fabales; Fabaceae. The record is from the annotation of a GenBank genome assembly.